Molecule: messenger RNA, 2107 nt
Organism: Coffea arabica (coffee)
Lineage: Eukaryota; Viridiplantae; Streptophyta; Magnoliopsida; Gentianales; Rubiaceae
Product: importin subunit alpha-2-like
Biological process (GO): protein import into nucleus
Cellular component (GO): cytoplasm
Molecular function (GO): protein binding; nuclear import signal receptor activity
Source: RefSeq, a predicted model, not a curated record
UUUCAUUCAAAUUUCUAUCCACUAUCCCAAAACCCAGAUUUUUGCCAGAAUUAGGGUUUCGUCCAAUUAAGUUACUCAAACGAUGUCGUUGAGACCAGGCUCCAGAGCUGAACUCCGUCGCGGCCGCUACAAAGUGGCGGUGGACGCCGAAGAAGGCCGCCGGAGGAGGGAAGACAACAUGGUCGAGAUUCGAAAGAACCGCAGAGAAGAAAGCUUGCAGAAGAAGCGCCGCGAAGGCCUGCAAAAUGCAUUUGUUGUUCAAUCGGAUACCUCUUCUGUCGAAAAAAAGCUAGAAAAUCUACAAGCAAUGGUUGCUGGUGUUUGGACAGAUGAUGGCAGUCUACAACUUGAGGCAACCACUCAAUUCAGGAAAUUGCUUUCCAUAGAACGAAGUCCGCCAAUUCAGGAAGUGAUUCAAGCUGGCGUUGUCCCUCGCUUUGUUCAGUUUCUUAUGAGGGAGGAUUUUCCCCAACUUCAGUUUGAGGCAGCUUGGGCCCUCACAAACAUUGCUUCUGGGACAUCUGAGCACACUAAGGUUGUUAUAGACCAUGGGGCUGUUCCCAUAUUUGUACAGCUUCUUAGUUCUCCCAGCGAUGAUGUCCGCGAACAGGCUGUAUGGGCUCUGGGAAAUGUGGCUGGUGAUUCCCCAAAAUGCCGUGAUCUUGUUCUUGGUCAUGGAGCUCUGGGUCCUUUGCUGGCUCAGCUAAAUGAGCAUGCAAAGCUAUCAAUGUUGCGAAAUGCCACCUGGACAUUAUCUAAUUUCUGCAGAGGCAAGCCUCAGCCUUCAUUUGAUCAGACAAGACCAGCUCUUCCAGUUCUUCAGCAGCUUGUGCAUUCAAGUGAUGAAGAAGUUUUGACUGAUGCGUGUUGGGCACUCUCCUAUCUUUCUGAUGGGACAAAUGAUAAAAUCCAAGCUGUCAUAGAUUCUGGAGUAUGCCCUCGAUUGGUAGAGUUAUUGCUGCAUCCUUCUCCAUCAGUGCUGGUCCCUGCUCUUCGAACAGUUGGAAACAUUGUAACUGGAGAUGAUAUGCAGACUCAGUGCAUUCUUAAUCAUCAAGCACUAGGCCGCCUUCUGAACCUCUUGGCUGGUAAUUAUAAGAAGAGCAUUAAGAAGGAAGCUUGCUGGACCAUUUCUAACAUUACUGCAGGCAACAGGGAUCAAAUACAGGCUGUUAUUGAAUCUGGUAUCAUGAGUCCGCUCAUAGAUUUGCUUCAGAAUGGGGAGUUUGAAAUUAAAAAGGAGGCUGCAUGGGCCAUCUCAAAUGCUACCUCUGGUGGCAGUCAUGAACAAAUUAAGUACCUUGUGAGUCAAGCAUGUAUCAAGCCUUUGUGUGACCUUCUUGUUUGUCCUGAUCCAAGAAUUGUCUCAGUAUGUCUGGAGGGGCUUGAAAACAUCUUGAAGGUUGGAGAAGCUGAGAAGAAUUUGGGAAUAACAGGAGAUGUGAAUCUCUAUGCUCAAAUGAUUGAUGAUGCUGAAGGGUUGGAGAAAAUUGAGAACCUUCAGAGUCAUGACAACAAUGACAUUUAUGAGAAGGCAGUGAAGAUUCUUGAGACAUACUGGCUAGAGGAAGAUGAUGACACAAUGCCUCCUGGUGAUGCAUCUCAGCAGAGUUUCCAGCUUGGAGGGUCACAGAUCUCAGUGCCUUCUGGGGGAUUCAACUUCAACUGAAGAUGCCAGGAGUGUUCCUGCUCGUUUCUUGUCUGAUAGUAGUUGCAGGAAGGUGCUGGGUAUUUGGAACACCAAAAGUAGCUUCGGUCAGACAGCAUAAGCGUUAUUCCAAGAAUUUUUUUGGAGAUUGGGCUUCUAGCUAGGUACCCAAGCUCAUUGCGUCAAGGUUGAAUACCCUGAAAAUUUUCUUCUCGGGCUUUCUUAAUUUCUUCUCUUGUCCAUUUUAGCGUGUGCUGGGUUAUUUUGGCCCUCCCAAAACCUAGCUUGUACUUAACGGGGGUAUUGUUUUUCCCUUGGUUUAGUGACACUGCUUCUCCCUAUUCCAAGAGCUUCUAGUGUCAUUAUUUAACUUCCAAGAGCAUUGAUUUUUCUUCUUUUUUUUUGGAAGAUGAUUGAAAAGAUGUGAAUGCCAAAAGCGCUGAAAUCUUUAUUAGAAAA